AUGUCUAUCCAGGACCGCGCCCAAAACCACAUCUCCCAGCUCGACAAGGAGCUGUCCAAAUACCCCGCCCUCAACAACUUCGAGAAGCAGACUUCCGUGCCCAAGGUCUAUGCCGUCCUCGGUCUCGCUGCCCUCUACUUCUUCCUCAUCUUCUUCAACAUCGCCGGCGGUUUCCUCGUUAACAUUGCUGGAUUCGUCCUUCCCGGCUACUACUCCCUCGCUGCGCUGUUCAGCGUGAGCAAGGUCGAUGAUACUCAGUGGCUCACGUACUGGGUGGUCUUUGCGUUCUUGACUGUAUUCGAGAGCGCCGUCAGCGCCGUUUACUGGUUCCCAUUCUACUACACCUUCAAGUUCGUCCUUGUCCUCUGGAUGGCUCUUCCUCAGACUGGUGGUGCUCAAAUCAUCUUCCGCUCUUUCAUCCACCCCGUCUUCUCCCGCUACUUCUCCCAGACUGGUUCCACCGCCGCCAACCUCCGUGCUCAAGCCGACUCGGCUGGCAAGUCUCAGUAA
Messenger RNA from Aaosphaeria arxii CBS 175.79, 510 nucleotides. RefSeq lists its product as uncharacterized. The record is from RefSeq and is a predicted model, not a curated record. Bases 1 to 510 code for a protein of 169 amino acids. NCBI's taxonomy places the organism in Eukaryota, Fungi, Ascomycota, Dothideomycetes, Pleosporales. The transcript is spliced from 7 exons.